Messenger RNA from Alnus glutinosa, 566 nucleotides. RefSeq lists its product as uncharacterized. Lineage: Eukaryota; Viridiplantae; Streptophyta; Magnoliopsida; Fagales; Betulaceae. Bases 24 to 566 code for a protein of 180 amino acids. The record is from RefSeq and is a predicted model, not a curated record. The transcript has 3 exons.
GACAAAUACCGGCACAGGCGGCGAUGCAGGGCCAGAUUUUGGGGCCGAGACAGAUGCCAGCAUCGGGGGCGAGUCAGGGCCCGGGCCAUGUAGAGAGCCAGAUGCCGUUACCUGGUGAGAGCCAGAUGCCGCUUUCCGGUGAAAGUCAGAUGCCGCUUUCCGGUGAGAGUCAGAUGCCAGAUGUGGGGGGGAGCCAGACUACCCAUGAGGAGGACGUUGCGAUGUUGGGUACCGAUCAGUUGUCCCCCGGUAGCCCCCAGGGUAUGGAUUCAGAUGAUGAUCAGCAUCCUCCACCAGCCGGAGAGGUUGGCGAGGAGGUUGCAGGCGACCCAGCGACGCAGCACAUAGGGACUGGACAGAUUCGGUUGAUGGGGUACAACCCAGACGGGACCAUUUAUUAUGAGGUGAUUGACGACCCAGCGAGAAACUGGGUGCUCCCGAGGGGGAAGAAGGUUGUAUUGCAGUACAAUGCUGCUAUACAACCUGUAGGACGAGCCUGCAAUCGUUUUCGGCGGGCAGAAGGCAAGAUGAUCAGGAGUGGGAGGAGUUCUAUCUACCUGUAUUAG